Messenger RNA from Entrophospora candida, 514 nucleotides. The record is from the annotation of a GenBank genome assembly. Lineage: Eukaryota; Fungi; Glomeromycota; Glomeromycetes; Entrophosporales; Entrophosporaceae.
UGGAGCAGAAAUCAACGGACUUGUUAAGAGUGGUAGUUCAUUUGCAUUUAGUAGACAUGUCAAAGUAGGAGUAAUGCAAGAUGUUGAAGAUAUGAAAAUAAAUAGAAAUAGUUUUCUAGCAGCAUUGAACGAAGUACAUCCAGCUUUUGGUGUCAGUGAUGAAGAAUUGCAACAGUGCAUCCAAAAUAAAAUUAUUCAAUUUGCAUCACAUAUUGAGGGGAUAUUGUCAGGACCCUCUAGCAGUUGUAAAACAGCAUUGGUAGUCACAAUGGCAAUGGCAUCAGAAUUUCCUUUUAUCAAAUUAAUUUCACCAGAAAGCAUGGUUGGAUAUUCAGAAUCAGCUAAAAUGAUUGCAAUAAAUAAAUCAGUUCUUCAAGAAAUUGAUAUGUCAGAUUAUUUCAAUUCUGAAAUUGAAGUACCAAAUAUUGCUGAUUUGAGUUCAAUUGAAAUUGUAAUAAUGAUGAAAGAGAGCAAACACUCAAAACUUUUAAACAAAAUCACCUUAUUCAAAUAA